AAAUACGAUUCGUUUUUCGUUCCGUCUUUCUUCCUCAGACGGAACUCAUCACUACUGGACACUCCGACUCGGUCCUUCAAUUUACUUUAAAAAGCUCGUCACAUUCCUCUUUCUCAUUCGAGCAUUCUCUAAAGCCUUGUCCUGAGCUGCGUUGCUUUCCCUUAGUUCCCUUAUUUCUUGCUGGUUGGGCAUCCCAUUCAGCACUUUCCAUUCAGGAUCUGCUGGUUGCGAGCUUUGCAAUCCUCCUUUUUUUCGUUUUCUUUCGAAUGGAGAGUGGAAGAAUAAGUCAGGUUUUGAAAUUGAAUCUUCUAGUAUUUCUAUUGAUAUUGCUGAAAACAGAAGGCUUCUUUGUACCAAUCACUUAUAUUGAGAAUGCAGUGGCUAAAGGAGCUGUUUGUUUGGAUGGGAGUCCACCAGCUUACCACUUUGACAAGGGUUUUGGAUCAGGGAUUAACAAUUGGCUCAUACACAUUGAGGGAGGAGGAUGGUGUAACAAUGUCACCACGUGCCUUUCCCGAAAGAGCACUCGCUUAGGUUCUUCUAAGCAAAUGGCCAAGCAGGUUGCCUUCUCUGGAAUUCUUAGCAACAAGGAAAACUUUAAUCCAGAUUUCUACAAUUGGAAUAGAAUCAAAGUUAGGUACUGUGAUGGUGCGUCAUUCACCGGUGAUGUGGAAGCUGUGGAUUCAGACACAGAUCUUCACUUCAGAGGAGCAAGAGUUUUCGUUGCUGUCAUUGAGGAUUUGUUGGCUAAAGGAAUGAAAAAUGCUGAAAAUGCUAUCCUCUCUGGCUGUUCAGCUGGAGGAUUGACUUCUAUAUUGCAUUGUGAUGGCUUUCGGGCUCUAGUGCCUGCGGAGGCUAAAGUGAAAUGUUUGUCAGAUGCUGGUUACUUCAUUAACGCAAAGGAUGUCUCAGGAGCACAACACAUUGAACAAUUUUACAGUCAAGUUGUUGAAACACACGGUUCAGCAAAAAAUUUACCUCGAUCCUGCACUACAAGACUCAGCCCAGGACUCUGCUUCUUCCCACAAUAUGUGGCAUCACAAAUCACUACCCCGAUUUUCUUUGUAAAUGCAGCCUACGACUCAUGGCAGAUAAAAAACAUUUUGGCACCGGGUGUCGCUGAUCCCCAUGGCCGUUGGCAUAGCUGCAAACUUGAUAUAAACAACUGCUCAUCCGAUCAACUUGGUAUCAUGCAAGAUUUCAGGUUGGACUUUUUGAAGGCAUUGACCGUUCUGGGGAACACUUCGUCCAAAGGAAUGUUUAUAGACUCCUGCUAUGCCCACUGCCAAACAGAAAUGCAGGAGACGUGGUUCAGAAGUGACUCUCCGGUGCUGCACAACACAACAAUUGCAAAAGCAGUAGGAGACUGGUACUUUGAACGAAGCACAAUGGACUGGGCAUUUGUGCAUAAAACAUGGGAUAAGUGGGCUUCUACUAGCAUUGGUUCUUCUGGUCAACCUUUAAAAGCUGCUUUGCUGAUAAAUUAUGACCCAUAUGGACCUUCACGUCUAUUGUCUACCAUUGCUGAACAAGAGGGAAUUAAAGCCAAUCCCAUUGAAUUGAAUCACUUUGUUGACUACGUUAAACGUAACAAACUCCAGACGGAAAGCUUCAUAAUUGGGCCCAAUCAAUAUUUGGUCACAUCAAUUCAUGAGAGUUGGUUCAGUGCUAGGUGCAUGAACACAUCAAAGCCUGCUGGCGAAGGUGCAGUUGUUAUGCAGACAGCAGCAUAUAUCUUGGUUGCCCUGUAUGAAGGUUCUAUUGGUUCAGCAUCUCGUGCUGUGGCUGCUGCUGAUCAGUUUGUUUGGCAAUUGGGGCGUAAAAAUCUUUAGAAGGGUCCACCUGCAGAUAUGUAGCAUGUACCAAGAGGCUUUUUUAUAAUUAUCGUGCAACCUUUUUAUCUGUCAAGUCAUAAUCGUCCUGAAAAUUAGUGCAACAAGUUAGAUUAGGAUCAUACUCAAAUGUCAUUGUGUGCUCUAUGAAAUUUUUAUUUCUUCAUUUUCCUUGGAAGCUGGAAAACGAGUCCAUUACUGAUGUUACUAGAAUGACGAACUUUCAAUACCUUGCCAUCUUGGCCAUAGUACAUUGUCAAGUGGAUGUA
Molecule: messenger RNA, 2101 nt
Organism: Prosopis cineraria
Lineage: Eukaryota; Viridiplantae; Streptophyta; Magnoliopsida; Fabales; Fabaceae
Product: pectin acetylesterase 8-like
Exons: 18
Coding region: 267-1832 (521 amino acids)
Biological process (GO): cell wall organization
Cellular component (GO): plant-type cell wall
Molecular function (GO): pectin acetylesterase activity; actin binding
Source: RefSeq, a predicted model, not a curated record